Molecule: messenger RNA, 774 nt
Organism: Magnolia sinica
Lineage: Eukaryota; Viridiplantae; Streptophyta; Magnoliopsida; Magnoliales; Magnoliaceae
Product: probable aquaporin PIP2-6
Exons: 1
Coding region: 1-774 (257 amino acids)
Biological process (GO): transmembrane transport
Cellular component (GO): membrane
Molecular function (GO): channel activity
Source: RefSeq, a predicted model, not a curated record
AUGUGGAGAGCAGCACUAACAGAGCUUGUGGCAACUGCAACACUCAUGUUCAUCCUCACCAGCUGCAUCAUCUCCUGCCUAGAUUCCGACGUGGCCGACCCGAAGCUCUUGAUACCGUUCAUCAUCUUCGCCGUUGUCUUCCUCUUCCUCAUGGUGACUGUCCCGCUCUCCGGCGGUCACAUGAGCCCGAUCUUCACCUUUAUCGCCGCUCUAAAAGGCGUCAUCUCACUCACCCGAGCCGCCACCUACGUCGUGGCCCAGUGCAUUGGGUCCAUCAUGGGGUUCAUAGUAGUCAAAUGUGUAAUGAGCCAUGAAGAGGCGGCGAAGUACUCGUUAGGCGGUUGCACCGUCGUCGCUAAUGGUGCAGCCCCUGGUCUGGGCCCAUCAACUGCACUGAUGCUAGAGUUUGUGUGUACAUUUGUAGUGCUCUUCGUCGGUGUGACCGUCGCAUUCGAUCAACGACGGUGUGCGCAACUCGGUCUUACGACGGUGUGCGCCAUAGUGGCUGGUAUCAUGGGGCUAGUGGUGUAUGUAUCAGUGACCAUUACAGGGCAGCCGGCCUAUGCCGGCGUUGGGCUGAACCCAGCAAGGUGUUUGGGCCCGGCCAUCUUGCUCAAUGGACGGUUGUGGGAGGGGCACUGGGUGUUUUGGGUGGGCCCUUUCUUUGGAUGUAUUGUAUACUAUGGUUAUUCUAGGAACAUACCUAAUGGUUUGGUGAUGGGAGAUGGGGAGUUUGAUUUUGUAAAUAUGGUGGGCCGGUUGAUAGGGAGAUAG